This is a messenger RNA of Vanessa tameamea, 2885 nucleotides long. RefSeq names its product slit homolog 3 protein (gene Lrt). The coding region runs from base 456 to 2885 and encodes 809 amino acids. Gene Ontology annotation, cellular component: plasma membrane. Gene Ontology annotation, molecular function: protein binding. Lineage: Eukaryota; Metazoa; Arthropoda; Insecta; Lepidoptera; Nymphalidae. The record is from RefSeq and is a predicted model, not a curated record. The transcript is spliced from 17 exons.
CUGUCGUCGGUCGUCUUUAACAGUUCUGUUAUAUCGGGACGAGUUUAUUGGUGUUUUAUUACCUAAAUAAAUAUAUUAGGCAAAAUCGCUUUGGAAGGCAGCGCCGGCAAUAGGCGCCCACGCGCGAAAAUUGCGGGGGCGAACGCUAGAGGCUUCACGCAUUCAAACGUGCGCGCGCGCCGAUACACACGCGCCUAUAAAAACCUUUUUUAAGUCGAAAAAAUAUAAACACGACACGAAAAGAUCACCAUUUAAGAGUCCGGUUUAUAGUCUGUGCUGUGUUCCAUAGAUUAGUUUUAAAGGAUUCAUAGUUCAUAGUGCCGUCAAUGACACGAAUUUGUGAUCGAUGUUUAUGAAUGGAGUUCGAUGUGACGUCAUGCAUAGUGUUGUGACUGUGUGCGCUGCGGUUCGGAGCGUCAAUUUGUUGACAAUGCGUGAUCAUUAGACUGGAAAGAAUGUGGCUAAUGGGCGCGCUGUCAAUACUGUGCGCGGUAUCACACGCUGUGUCAGAGUGGCAUUGUCCUGAAUUGAGUGCACGGCCCUCCGCUGAGUGCUCGUGCGAUCUACCUCAUACUCUGCGAUGCGCUGGCGACCAUACAGCGUUACAGAUAAUCGGCCGCCAUCUUCGCGAGCAAAGAGCAAGAAACAAGAACAGUGCUGUAUCAUUAUUGGACUGUGCUCUCCGUGGGGUAACAUCGCUGUCUUCAGCUUCAAUAGCGGAACUGGCUGGUGUCGGUCUACAUGGUCUGGUCAUAUCAUCUGGUGACAUAAAGCGAGUGCAGCAAGGCGCCUUCAGUAGCAUAUCUACGACGAUACUUGCUUUGGGUUUACCUAACAAUCAACUACCAUCAGUGCCGACUGAAGCGUUAUCAUACCUCAAGUUUUUAGAUCGUUUGGAUCUUUCCAAUAACAAAAUACACAUCCUGGAUUCCAAUUCGUUUAAGGGUAUUCAAAAUCUUACCUACUUGGACAUGAGUGACAAUCAGCUGACGAGUAUAUCACCGGGCGCCUUUGAGCCUUUAUCUAAGCUGUCUGUGCUACGGCUUCGAGGAAAUUUACUAAAAGUGUCCGCUCUGAAUGCCUUGAAGGAGGCGCAUUUUUUAAAGGAACUCGACGUUUCAAGUAACGCACUAGAAGGACCGGUUGGACCGACCACGGUUCCGGCUCUCAGCAUUUUGGAAACCCUUCACUUGUCCGAUAACACCUUUGCGAGCAUUCGACGAGGGGCUUUGGCAGGCCUUACAAAUCUCACCCAUUUAAAUCUUCACAACAAUCAGAUCGACGUGUUAGAAGACUACGCUUUCAAGCAUCUCUCUAAUCUGUCACACCUGGACCUUUCUCAUAAUGAGAUUGUAGCCGUCUCAGGCGCAUCAUUAGCACAAUUAAUAAACUUGGCACACUUGGAUCUGUCACACAACUUCCUCCGCUCUCUCUCAGCGGAACCUUUGAAGGCUCUCAAUCAUCUCACAGAUCUUCUGCUCCAUGAUAACGAUAUAUCAAUGAUUGAAGACGGAGCUCUUGUACAGCACAAGGACUUGCGUCGGUUUACUAUUGAAGAUAAUCCACUUAAUUGCGAUUGCUUAAUGGCUGGCUUUGCGAGGUGGUUGCGGGAGGCAAAAAACCUGCCUCAAUCAGAUAAAUCAGCAGCCGUUUGUGCCACGCCACCUCAUUUAGAGGGAGCAUUAAUUUCUCGACUAUCGAAAAACAAACUUUGCGACGAUGAACAUGUCGAUACGAAGGUUAUUGAUGAAGAUAAUUUUGAUUAUAACAAAGUUAUUGAGAAUACAAUUGAUGAUCAAGAGAAAGAUGAUCCUGUAGAUAUGUAUGGAGAUAAGCCUGAUGGAUUAGAUGAUGAUAUUUAUGAUGAAGAAUUGGAAGUUCCGGCUGAAGAAGACUUGCCUAUCUCGAAGUCUAAGGUACAACUUAUAGAUUCCUGGUACGAUGACGAGGAAGUACACUUAUCCUGGACUAUGGAACCACCUUCCACGCGGAGAUAUAGGUGUACCGGUGUGACAGCAUCCAAGAGCGGUGGACUUCCUAAGCAUGUUGCUUGCCACAGAGCUUCACCUGCGAAUAUAAUUUUAAGAGGCCUGAAGAUUGAUCCUAUAGAAAAAUAUACAUUCUGUAUAGCAUUAGAAGAGAUGGAUGGCAAUGAUGUUCCCAUGGCUCUUGUUUUGGGUUGUGGAGCUCCACAGCUAGUAAGACAACGAGCUGCGUAUGUUACUGUCAGACCUUUGCCAAUUACAGUUCCAGAUCGAGAAGUUUUGAGAGUCUCAGAAGUCCGAUCAAACGUAACGAGUGAAGGACUUCUCACCGUCUUAGUUUCUGUUAUGGGAAUGCCGCUUUCAAAACCGCAGUAUGUUUUACCAAGAUCCCAAAGAGUGUCAACACCUGACACCAGAUUCUUGCCCUUGCAUAACUGUUAUGUAAUUUUAGCAGUCUUGUCUAGAGGCUCGUUGGUAGCGCAAAAAGAUACACCAUGUCAGGAAACCUUAGAAAUAUCUAUGGAAGGGUUUAUUCGAGGUCCUUACAAAGUAUUCACACGAUGUUCGUUAACUCGCGAGUUGUUGAAAAAUAAUUUUCCGAAGACUUUCCUUACUAAUUGGGUUUGUUUAGUAGAACAGGAGAGUGAUAAGAACACAGCAGCCCAUGUAGUUAAGACGCCGCGGAAGCAGUAUUAUGGACUAUUCCAAAUAGGAAGCGAAUGGUGUAAAGAAGGCCGUAAAGGUGGUAAAUGCAACAUCGCCUGUGAAGCUCUUUUAGACGACGAUAUCAAAGAUGACUGCUUAUGUGCAUCCCAAGUGUUCGAAGAAGAAGGUUUCAAGUAUUGGUCGAAAUGGGAAGCGAGGUGUAAGGGACAGCGGCUACCUGAUAUUCAGAAGUAA